ACUCUUGAAUCUAUACAUGCUAUGGAUAUGAAGUUAUUACCACAGCAUCAGAAUUCUUUCAACCUCAGUACCACACUAUUCCUAUUAUGCAACAUUACUCUCAUCGUUUCUUAUAUAUCCAUGAGCCUUGCUGAUGACAACAGAUCAAGUGACGGGCUGGCAUUACUUGCUUUCAAAAAUGAAAUAACUCAAGAUCCACUCGGAGUACUGAGGUCAUGGAACAACAUCAACAAAUCUCUUCAUUUCUGCGAAUGGAGAGGUGUGACAUGCAGUCGUCGUCAUCAUAGUAGAGUUACCAUGAUUGAUCUUCGGUCACAAAAAUUAGUAGGUUCCAUAUCUCCUCAUAUCGGAAACCUUAGCUUUCUUAAGGUUCUCUACCUCCAUAACAACAAUUUAAAUGGGAAAAUCCCACAACAAAUAGGUCGUCUUUUUCGAUUGACACAAUUGGUUCUUACAAAUAAUUCCUUGGGAGGAGAAAUUCCGCACAAUAUUUCUCGUUGUUCCAAACUCAGAUACAUUAGUUUAUCUGGCAACAAUCUUUCCGGAAGCAUUCCAACUUGGUUAGGCUCCUUACCUAAUCUCCAAAUGAUAUGGAUGUCUUAUAAUAAUCUUUCGGGAGAGAUCCCAGCUUCAUUAGGUAACCUUUCAUCAACUCUUACUACUCUUGCUCUUUUUUAUAACAAUUUGGAGGGAAGAAUCCCAAACUCUCUAAGUCGAUUAACAAACUUGAAGUUACUGGCUCUAGAUGCGAAUGGGUUAACAGGUACUGUCCCUUCUUCACUCUACAAUAUCUCAUCAUUUGAAGAGUUUUCAUUGAUGAAUAAUCAACUCCAUGGUAGUAUUCCUUUUGAUAUUGGUUCCACACUUCCAAAUCUAAUCUAUUUUUCACUUUCCGGAAAUUAUUUCACCGGAAACAUUCCAAGUUCAUUGUCCAAUAUGUCGAGACUUAUACAUCUUCAGUUGCAAAUCAAUAACUUGGUUGGUUCGGUACCUUAUAACCUUGGCAACUUAUUAAGUCUUCGAAAUUUAAAUUUAGAUAGAAAUAAACUUGGAAGUGGACAAGCGAAUGAUCUAAACUUCGUCAAUUCUCUGGUCAAUUGUACCAAUUUGAGGAUUAUAUGUCUAGGAAUCAAUAAUUUUGGAGGUGUCUUACCUAACUCAAUAGCCAAUCUCACAACAAAUCUUGUUGAACUAGACCUCAGUGAGAAUCAGAUAUAUGGAAGUAUUCCUCUAGGCAUUCAAAAUCUUCAAGGUUUAACGAAGCUAAUCUUGUAUUCAAACCGAUUGACAGGAAGUAUUCCUCCUGGCAUUGGGCUCCUACAAAACUUGGGAUUAUUAGCUUUGCGUAGUAACGAACUAUCUGGUCCCAUCCCCUUUUCAUUUGGUAACUUAACACGAUUGAUUCGACUCUAUCUAAAUGAAAAUAGCUUAACAGGUUUAGUUCCAUCAAGUCUUGAAAAUUGUAAGUUUUUGCAGGUCGUGCACCUGCAAACCAAUAGACUAAGUGGUAGUAUACCCAAACAAUUUUUUGAACUUCCUUCUUUAUCAAUUAGUCUAGCCUUGAGUGAUAACUUAUUUACUGGUGAACUUCCUACGGAAGUUGGUAAGUUAAAAGACCUUGGGAAGCUGUACCUUCAAAGAAACAGAUUAUCUGGGGACAUCCCAAGUACCAUAGGCGAGUGUUUAAGCUUAACAAAAUUAGGAUUGGAUGGUAACUUCUUCCAGGGAAACAUCCCUUCAGCUAUUACUUCCUUGAAAGGUCUUGAAAGCUUAGGUCUUUCCCACAAUAAUUUGUCUGGUAUAAUUCCCAAGGGCCUUGAGAAUCUAACGACGCUCAGUGAAUUAGAUUUAUCAUAUAAUAAUUUGGAAGGAGCGGUGCCAAAACAAGGAGUUUUCAGGAAUGCAAGUAAAUUUUCAGUUAGAAGGAAUGGUAAGCUUUGUGGUGGUAUACCUGUCUUGAAGUUGCCGGAUUGCUCUGCAGGAUUAUAUCCAACUAGUAAGAAGCAAAAAGACAAGAAAUCAAUGCCUGCUAAAGUUAUUAUUAUCAUCAUAGUUGUGGUUUUGUUUUUAGCUUUCAUUGUGAUUUUUCUCACUAUUUACUGGACAAAGCUGUCGAAAACCAAACUGCCUUCAACUGCUUUAGACACAGGUAUAAGGUUCAAAGGUGUUUCUUACAAUGAGCUUCUUAAAGCUACCAAUGGAUUCAACGAAUUCACCAACUUGCUUGGUGCCGGAAGUUUUGGUUCUGUGUAUAAGGGAACUUUUUCACAAGAUGAAUCGAAACCUGUUGCAGUGAAGGUUCUAAACCUGCAACAAAAGGGUGCAACUAAGAGUUUCAUGGCUGAAUGUGAUGCUCUGAGGAAAAUUAGACAUAGAAAUUUACUCAAGAUUGUAACUUGUUGUUCGAGUAUUGAUUUUCAAGGUAAUCCUUUCAAAGCUCUAGUUUUCGAGUUCAUGGCUAACGGGAGUUUAGAGAAUUGGUUGCACCCAGCCGCAAGUGAUCCAAACAACAACAAUCAGUUACCAUUGAAGAAUUUGAACCUGGAAAGAAGAUUGAGCAUUGCAGUUGAUGUUGCUUCUGCAUUAAAUUAUCUUCACCAUGAUUCUCAAUCACCCAUUGUGCAUUGUGAUCUGAAGCCAAGCAACGUCCUCCUAGAUGAUGAUUUAACUGCCCAUGUGGGUGAUUUUGGCUUGGCUAAAUUCCUAAUCAGUCCCUCCAGUAAUUCUAGACAGCUGAAUCAACAAGAUGCAAGCUCAAUUGCGAUAAAAGGAUCCAUUGGUUAUGUUUCUCCAGAAUAUGGAAUGGGCGGUGAAGUGUCUACACAAGGUGAUGUGUACAGUUAUGGGAUUCUUUUGCUAGAGAUGUUGACAGGAAAGAGACCAACUAAUGACAUGUUUAAGGAUGGUCUAAACAUUCAUAGCUUCUGUAAGAUGCAUGUAUUGCCAGAGAACGUUGUGGAGAUAAUCGAUUCGCGUUUAGGAGUUCACCCUGAUGAUAAUGCAAGUGAUCCGAUGAGAAAUAUCUUAGCUUCCAUGAUUCAGAUUGGUGUCAAAUGUUCUUCGGAGUUACCUUCAGAUAGAAGCAGCAUGAAUGAGGUUGUUGUGGAUGUUCAAGCAGUUAAGAAUCAGUUUAUGGUGUUGCAAUGUAAUCAAUAAGUAGAACUCCUUUCAUAAUCCACGUAGUCCUAUAAUAAUAAUUAAUCUGUAUUUGCGGGCUAUUUUCACAUGUAUUUAAUUUGUGUUCUGUCCAUCAUAUCUUGGUUGAUUACUCUUUCCUAAUAAAUUGUUCGAGUUCCCUUC
Papaver somniferum (opium poppy) is the source of this 3300-nucleotide messenger RNA. Its product is annotated as probable LRR receptor-like serine/threonine-protein kinase At3g47570. The record is from RefSeq and is a predicted model, not a curated record. NCBI's taxonomy places the organism in Eukaryota, Viridiplantae, Streptophyta, Magnoliopsida, Ranunculales, Papaveraceae. The coding region runs from base 22 to 3156 and encodes 1044 amino acids. Gene Ontology annotation, biological process: protein phosphorylation. Gene Ontology annotation, molecular function: protein kinase activity; ATP binding; protein binding. The transcript has 2 exons.